CCAAAACAAAACCUCCCCAAACAAACCCCGGUUUCAAUCGAUAUUUUCAUUUCCCAUUUGAAGCGGAGUAGAUUUUGUUGGGACGUUUUCUGAUUCAAAAAUGCACCAAACAAUGCACAGUAAAUCAAUUAAAGCCAAAGAUUCGUCACUGGUGUCUUACUACAUCAUGUGCUUCGUAAGGAUAGCGAUGGUGUUCAUCCCCCAGGUCGGUUACAUCCAUCCGGACGAGUUCUUUCAGACGGUGGAGGUGGUUGCCGGGGAUGAAUAUGGUCUGGACGUCCGGAGGACGUGGGAAUUUGAUAAAGCUUUCCCAAUACGUUCCAUGGUGAUUCCAUUCUUGGGACUGAAGAUUCCCUUUGGCGUGCUUAGAUUCGUUUCGAUGUACACGAGGUACUUCUUGGGAAUCAACCUCCGGGGUAGCUACGUAAUGUUGGUGUUUCCACGACUUAUCAUGGUGGCCCUGUCGUUCGUGAACGACUGGAGUUUGGCCCAAAUCUGCAAGGCCUACGGGCUUCAAAGCCAGUUCCGACUGCUCACCCUAGCAAGUUCCUACGUAAUGCUGGUCUACUCAAUUAGAACGUUUACCAACUCAAUCGAAAUGGCCCUCUGCUCGCUGCUCCUGUACAUUGUCAGCGAUUGCAUGAUCCACUCCAACACCGUCAUCUACCAGCAAGAGUUCCUCGAUGAAAAGUACCAAAAAGAAAAGAAGCUCGUCGAAAAGGUCAAACUGUACAAACUACGUCAAUCACUGCCGUCCCACUCGCUCAACCGAUGCGUCCUCAUGUCCACCCUGUGCGUCGCCGGCGUUUUCAACCGGCCAACGUUCCUCCUCUUCGGACUCCCGCUAGUGUUCCACUGGCUACUCCGCGGACUCGGAACCAAAAAAGCAUCCCUGAAAGACUUCAACAUCCGAAUCUUCACCUUCGUCCUGUCCGGAAUUCCCGCCCUCCUGCUCUUCAUCCUAGGAGACUCAUUUUACUACGGGUAUCUGACCAUGCCGGAAAUUGAGCACCUGGACGUGACCAUCAAUAAUUUUGUGGUGACGCCGCUCAACUUUGUGCGGUACAACAUCAAUCCGAACAAUACGGGAGCGCAUGGAACGCAUCCGUUCUAUCUGCACCUGGCGAUCAACGUUCCGCUGCUGUACAACGUGCUCGGCGUGAUUGCGCUGGCGUCGUUUGGGGUUAUGAUGUACAGAUUCGCCUCCAACGAGUACACCAACCUACCGCGAGCGCAAUCCUUCGUGGGCCUCAUGAUCUGCGCCAUCUUCUUCCCAAUCGUGAUGCUGUCCUUCAUCAACCACCAGGAACCACGCUUCCUCAUCCCGAUCACACUUCCGCUGAUCCUACUGCACGCCCCUAAGCUCAAAACCGGACUGUGUUCCAGCUAUCCGUUCAAGGAGCGAUCUCGGCUAAAAGAGAUGUUUUACAGCUAUGUUUUAUGUACUCAAGCAAGUGCACGACCGUUGCUCCGUCUGUGGUACACGUUCAACAUUAUUCUGACGAUUUUCUACGGGUUCGUCCAUCAAGCUGGGGUGUAUCAACUGGCCGCCCACAUGAGCCAACAACUGGCGGCCACUCCGUCCACGACACAAACCUACCUGAUUACGAGCCACAUCUACGACAUGCCGUACUGCUUCCUGGACCUGCCUAGCACAAACAUCCUCGUGACGAACCCCCAAACGGGUCAGCGGUAUCGACGCAAGCGGACCUUCUUCCUCAGUGAAUAUGGGAGUUUGCCAAUUGGUCAACUCUACACCAAGGUCAAACUCACCAUGGACAUGUGCCGGCUGCAGACGUACAACCACAAAACGUGCCACGUGUACCUGGCGAUUCCUUCCAGCUUGUCCGAGGACCUGAACAACGAGUUCCAAGAGCACGUCCAACCGCAGCUUAUGAGCCACAACCUGAUUAAAGUGUUUUACGCCCAUCUUUCCAUGGAGGCACCACCGAAACUGCUGGGACAGCACCUCUGCGGAAUCAACACCGAUUUGGAGGACGUCGAGGACACGUGCUCGAUCUACGCCGAGGAGGACUCACAGGAUUGGUUGACGCCGAGUCGGAUGCUGAAGCAGUUUUCGUCUUUAGCCCACCAAUUCGGGCUGGCUCUGUACGAGAUCAAGGCCAAGGGAAGCAAACCAGUUUCGUAACAAGCGAGGAUUUCAGUGAUAUCGUGAAAAAAAAUCUAGUCAAACAAAUUGAUUUAAUUGUCGUUUUUCCUUUCGUGUAUUUGCUUGCUUAGUGUGAGUACCUUAAAAGAAGCGCAUUCCUGAAUAAAACCUACUGACUUUUUGUAAAUAUUUAUAGCUAACUAAGGCAUUAUUUUUCAUAAUAAAAGCACAACUUAUUUUUAACUGCAAAUCGUA
This is a messenger RNA of Culex quinquefasciatus (southern house mosquito), 2365 nucleotides long. RefSeq names its product GPI mannosyltransferase 4 (gene PIG-Z). The record is from RefSeq and is a predicted model, not a curated record. Bases 101 to 2149 code for a protein of 682 amino acids. Gene Ontology annotation, biological process: GPI anchor biosynthetic process. The transcript has 3 exons. Gene Ontology annotation, cellular component: endoplasmic reticulum membrane. Gene Ontology annotation, molecular function: alpha-1,2-mannosyltransferase activity. Lineage: Eukaryota; Metazoa; Arthropoda; Insecta; Diptera; Culicidae.